UAAAAUUGAAUUAUUUCCAUACGUAAACUCAAUGCAAUACCUUUGUGAUGUGAGUUCAUGCGGUUUUCCUGAAUUCAAUUCACAUAGUUUAAAGAAUUAGACAAAUAAAUAAGGCGCGGCAAUUGUCGAUAUAAUUUUGUAGCUGACAUUGCAAAUAAUGUAUUUUUGAUUGCAUACCACCACAUGCAUUGAGACUAUUAUUUUAAAUGAAUGAUAUGAUUUUCCUAAUGCCAAAAAACAAAAGGUAGCCGAUUGCUACAUGCCGUCGAAUCAACCCUCCUCUGCCGGAGCCGUCGCGGGAGCCAGAUCACGACACCGCGUAGAAUUUACAUAUAAAACGGACCCUACUGAAGCUGAAAUCUAAGUACGGAAAAACAAAUUACUCAUUGGGAAAAUUUGUCAAACACCUUGCACUCAAUACAAAUUUCUUUUUCUAUGGCGUUUAAAUCUAAAAAUGCAGUAUAUAUCCACUCAUUUUAGUAACUGAAACAGUACAAACAAAGUAUCAGAGCUAUGUUGGCUUUAUAUUCCAAACAUCUUCCAUCUCUUGAAGAACUCUUCAAGCUCUUAAAACUCUCUGCUGAUGCUAAAUUUCUAAACUUUGGCAAAACCAUCCAUGCCCAGUUCCUAAUUCGCAACCAAUCUUCAAACCAACAUCAAUCCCACAUCAUUCAACUCAAUUCCCUCAUCAAUCUCUAUGUAAAAUGUUCCCAACUCCGUCUCGCGCGUUACCUAUUCGACGAAAUGCCCCUUAGAAAUGUCGUUUCUUGGAAUGCUUUAAUGGGUGGUUAUUUGCAUAGUGGUGAACACUAUGAAGUCAUUUCCCUCUUCAAAAAAAUGGUUUCGUCGUUCGAAAAUGGUUGCCCCAAUGAGUAUGUUUUUACCACUGUUAUUUCGGCUUGUGCUAAUAGUGGGAGAGUUUUCGAAGGGAUGCAGUGUCAUGGUUUUUUGUUCAAGUUUGGGUUUGUUUGUCAUCACUACGUGAAAAGUGCACUUGUUCAUAUGUAUUCAAAGUGUUUUCAUGUGGACUUAGCAUUGCAGGUUUUGGAUAUUGUUUCUAUUGGUAGUGGUGAACAUGGUGGUAAUAAUGACGCCUUUUGUUAUAACUCUGUGUUGAAUGCGCUUGUCGAAUCGGGGCGUUGGGGAGAAGCUGUGGAAGUUUUGGGGAGGAUGGUGGACGAACGAGUGGUUUGGGAUAAUGUUACAUAUGUUAGUGUCAUGGGACUUUGUGGUCAGAUUAGAGAUUUGCGAUCCGGUUUGCAAGUUCAUGCGCGGUUAUUGAGAGCCGGUUUAUUGUUUGAUGUAUUUGUUGGUAGCAUGUUGAUAGACAUGUAUGGAAAAUGUGGCGGGGUUUUGAGUGCAAAGAAAGUUUUUGAUGGCUUGCAAAAUCGGAAUGUGGUAGUAUGGACAGCCCUCAUGACUGCUUACUUGCAGAAUGGUGAUUUCGAGGAGAGUUUGAAUCUGCUUACGUGUAUGGAUCGAGAAGGUACUGUGAUGGCCAAUGAAUACACUUUUGCAGUUUUGCUUAAUGCUUGUGCAGGUAUAGCGGCACUCGGACAUGGUGAUCUAUUGCAUGCUCGGGUUGAGAAGUUAGGUUUUAAGAAUCAUGUCAUUGUAAGGAAUGCUUUGAUAAAUAUGUAUUCCAAGAGUGGCAGUAUUGGUUCUUCAUAUGAUGUGUUUUUUGAUAUGAAGAAACGAGAUAUUAUCACUUGGAACGCUAUGAUAUGUGGGUAUUCACAUCAUGGACUUGGUAAACAAGCUUUACUAGUGUUUCAAGACAUGGUGUCUGCUGGAGAAUGUCCGAACCAUGUAACCUUUGUCGGGGUUCUAUCUGCAUGUGCUCAUUUGGCCCUUGUACAACAAGGGUUUUACUAUUUGAAUCAAGUGAUGGAACGUUUUAAGAUCGAGCCGGGAUUGGAGCACUACACGUGCAUGGUUGCGCUUUUAUGCAGAGCUGGUCUGCUUGAAGAGGCCGAGAACUUCAUGAAGACAACACAAGUGAAGUGGGAUGUUGUUGCCUGGCGCGUUUUGCUUAACGCUUGCAAUGUUCGUCGAAAUUAUAGCUUGGGGAAUCGAAUUGCAGAAACUAUUUUACAGAUGGACCCUCGUGAUGUCGGGACGUAUACAUUGCUAUCGAAUAUGUAUGCCAAGGCAAGUAGUUGGGACGGUGUCUCGACUAUUAGGAAAAUGAUGAGGGAAAGAAAUGUUAAGAAGGAACCUGGAGUAAGUUGGCUUGAGAUAAGAAAUGUUGUCCAUGUGUUUGCUUCAGAGGGAAGCAAUCAUCCAGAGUCUAUUCAAAUAUACAAGAAGGUUCAACUAUUGCUGGAAAUGAUUAAGCCACUUGGAUAUGUGCCAUAUAUUGAAGCCGUGCUGCAUGACGUGGAAGACGAACAGAAGGAAAGUUAUCUUAAUUAUCACAGCGAGAAGCUGGCCGUAGCAUAUGGCCUCAUGAAAAUACCUUCUCCAGCACCGAUCCGCAUAAUUAAAAACCUUCGUAUUUGCGAUGAUUGUCACACUGUUGUAAAACUAAUAUCAAAGGUCACAAACAGGCUGAUAAUUGUUCGAGAUGCUAGCCGGUUCCAUCAUUUUUGCGACGGGACCUGUACUUGUGCCGACCACUGGUAGCAUUUUCACAAGUUGUAUGGUCGUGACUUUUUGAAGUGACCAAUUAGCAAUGCAUACACUAGAGCUUAAGAAUAUCAAGCAUAGUCCAAUGUUGUUAAAUAGCAGCUAUAACACUAUAGCAUGGCGGAAUUUCAUUAGAUCACUAUUUUUAACACUUCAAAUGAUACUGAGUUCCCUUCAGAAAUGAUAGCAAUGGUUGCUUCUCAGAGUGGUCAAGGAGAACUACACGAACCAGUAGAAGAGCAGAAGAACCAACAACCUUUGUUAGUUGACUUUGAUCCCAAUUUUGAUGAUGAAAUUGAUGAGCUAGAGAAGCAAAGAUUUGAAUUAAGCCAAAGAGAAAGACAUUUAUAUCAAUGAUGUUAAUGGUGAUAAAAGGAAGCAUUUGCCGCUCCACUCAACCAAUACUCCAUAAUGGUCAUGGAUUCAAAAUUUUGACCGUUGGAUCAAGAUCAGACUGUGCAAAAAAUAAAUCUAAAAUACCAAACUUCAAAUCGGGGUCAUCCAAUCAUGAUCCUACAAGCACUGAUCUGCUAACUACAUGAAUGCAUCAGAGUCCGACUGCAUACAAUCCAAAUGCUCUGACACAUUUUUUUGUUUUGAAUUGUCAGUUAGACAAAGCACAGCUCUUGUUUAGCAUUAUCAAGUUCUUUUUUCACCAACAUAUGUAAAAAAGUUUGAUUAUGAUAAUGAAAAUGUUUACUUCAUUUGAUCAGACAACUAUCAAGUCACUUCUGAGAAAAUGCAACUACAGUUACAAUCAUCAUUCCACUCUAGAAAGUGUCAUAACUGUAAUAUAUUAGCCACAGUUGUUCUUCCAUAUGAACACUACAUAUUGAAAAGGUUUCCACAGCCA
Molecule: messenger RNA, 3481 nt
Organism: Cicer arietinum (chickpea)
Lineage: Eukaryota; Viridiplantae; Streptophyta; Magnoliopsida; Fabales; Fabaceae
Product: pentatricopeptide repeat-containing protein At5g39680
Biological process (GO): RNA modification
Molecular function (GO): RNA binding; zinc ion binding; protein binding
Source: RefSeq, a predicted model, not a curated record